CUUAUUUGGGCAACGACCCAAGAACCCUCCUCUUCUCGUCUCUCUAUCUCUCCUUCCAAUUCUGGAAUUGUAUCUCCUAGUCACGCGCUUCCAUCCGUUGAAUUAAUAUCCCAAAGGAAACCCUUUUUACACUUCGAAACCCUAGGCAUCAAACAUUGCAAUUCACACUGCACAAUCAUCACAUACACUACGCAAACCUAUAUACACAUUUGAAAUUUGAUCGAAGCGGAAGAAUUUUACGGUUUUACACUAGCGGGAAAAUGGCGUCAAUGAAGCUGAUGACUUCAUCGGCGUCGCGAAAUUCUGAUCGAAGGAAAUCGUCAGCGUCGUCGUCGUCUUCGUCGUCAACGAUGCCGCACGAUUUGCAGUUUUCAAACAACGGGAGUAAUAAUAGUAGUAGUAAUUUGGAAGCGACUUCUGUGACGCCUGAUGUAAUUUUCCGGAAUGUGUACGGAGAGAGUCAUAAUAAUGCUUUACUGAACACGGAGAUUACGUUACUCGAUGCUGCCGGAGCAAUAACGCCGAUUAGCGAUUCCGAGACACUGACGGCCAUGGCGGUGACGGCUAGUGAGGUGCCACCGGUUAGGAGGACGGUGGAUGAUGUGUGGAGGGAAAUUGUGGAAGGGAAGAGGGAAAAGCAAAGGGCGGCAGUAGUUGCGGGCUGUAAAGAGGAGAUGAUGACGCUGGAGGAUUUUCUGGUGAAAGCGGGAGCAGUUGAGGAGGAGGCCGUGGCGCCUGUGCAGGGGCCUGAGGUGAAGGUUGAACUAGGGACUGAAAGGUUGAGUGGUGGAAUUUUUGCAUUUGAUAAUAGUACUCCAUACAUGGUCACGCCGCAGCAGAGUGUGCCAGGAUAUGGAAGAGGGAAGAGGAAGGCGGUUUUGGAACCCUUAGAUAAGGCGGCGAUGCAGAGGCAACGGAGGAUGAUUAAGAACAGAGAGUCAGCUGCCCGGUCUAGAGAGCGGAAACAGGCUUAUCAAGUGGAACUUGAGUCAAUUGCAGUUAAAUUAGAAGAGGAGAAUGAGCUUCUGUUGAAAGAGAAGGAAGAGCGAACCCGAGCACACUAUAAGCAGUUAAUAGAGAAAGUGAUUCCAGUUGUGGAUAAGCGAAAACCACCUCGUGUCCUGCGAAGAGUUUGUUCCAUGCAGUGGUAAUGUAUCAUAGUGCAUCAGGCAUGAGUUCAAAAUGAAUUCCUUCUGAUAUAAGUUCAUAAUAAAGGAGCCUAAUCGUGCUGGGGUAAGUGAUAUAACAUCAAGUCGGUUAAUUUAGCAGAUGGUUAUUCUUUCUGAGUGGUAACACUUCCUUUGUGAAGGACAGUAUUGUAUAGUAUCAUGUCCUGGAAAGUCUAUAACGGGAUCUUCUAUUUAUCUAGCGGAGGGAGUUCACUUAAGUUAGCACAACUAUUUUUGUUGGUUGUUAUAGGGGUUUUAGAAUGCAAAUGCCUGAUUUGUUAGAUUUGAUAUGAGUAAAUCAUGGGAAUGAAAUUCGGACUAACAUUUUGUACUUGUUUGUCAA
Nicotiana attenuata is the source of this 1512-nucleotide messenger RNA. RefSeq names its product G-box-binding factor 4-like. Gene Ontology annotation, cellular component: nucleus. Lineage: Eukaryota; Viridiplantae; Streptophyta; Magnoliopsida; Solanales; Solanaceae. The coding region runs from base 261 to 1151 and encodes 296 amino acids. The record is from RefSeq and is a predicted model, not a curated record. Gene Ontology annotation, molecular function: DNA-binding transcription factor activity. The transcript has 4 exons. Gene Ontology annotation, biological process: positive regulation of DNA-templated transcription.